AUCAAUAACAUUCUUCUGUCAAACUAUUACACAGCCACUCACAAAGAGAAAACUUUUUCAUGGCUUAAAUCCAGUGAAAUCGUUCGGAAAAAUUCAACCGUAAUUUGACGAUAAUUCGUUUUCACUUUCAUCUUCGACUCGCUCCCGGAGUGUAUCCGUGGAACGCCUGCCUGAGUGAUUGCAAUAGUGCAGUUUCAGGCUAACAAUCGUGUGUAUUUUAGCCGCGCAAUCUUUCUAGUCAAAUCAACAAAACAGAUUACAACGAUGAACAUCAAAAUGCCAGACUUUGAUGUUAAAAAAUUCGUAAAGGAUGCGGGUUCCACACUUUCCCGGGUCGUACAGCUCACAGAGGAAAAGCUGGGCACAUCGGAGAAAACGGAAAUGGAUUCGCAUUUCGAGCUUCUCAGUGAACGAUCAGAUUGCGCCCGUACGUGGACCGAGAAAAUUGUACGGGAUACCGAGGCGGCACUGAUACCGAAUCCAGCAAAUCGAGUGGAAGAUUUCAUAUUCGAAAGAAUGGAAAAAGCCAAACCGAAACGGCUAGGCAAUCUCGAGUACCUGGGACUGGAUAUGAUCGAGGGUGGAGGCGAGUUCGGUCAGGAUGGCGCGUACGGCAGUGCGCUGAUCAAAGUUGGACAGGCGCAACAGAAGCUUGGAUCUUGCGAGCGGGAUUUCAUCGGUUCCGCUGGAAUGUGCUUCAUUCAACCGCUAAAGAAGUUUUUAGAGGGGGAAAUGAAAACCAUUACCAAAGAGAAAGGAAUAUUGGAGAGUAAGAGAUUGGAUUUGGACGCAUGCAAAAAUAAAGUACGAAAGGCGAGAAGCAUGCUUGGCCAGCAGACGAAGGACGGAAUUUCUCCCGAAGCUGCCCUCGAGCAGGCUGAACGCGACCUACGAGUAGCACAAUCAGAAUUUGAUCGUCAGGCGGAAAUUACGAAACUGCUACUUGAGGGAAUUAGCACAACGCAGGCAACGCACCUGCGACAUUUGCAUGCGUUCGUUGAAACCCAAGUGCGUUACUACGGGCAGUGCAACAAAAUCAUGAGUGAUCUGCAACGAGAAUUGGCCAGCAUGCGUCCAUCAGCGCCACGCUUGCGCGUGAACAGUGAGGAUGUAGACCUCUCUAGUGGACCUCCCUAUCUCAGUCCAUCACAAUUAACACAAGGCGGUAGCCCACAGCAGCAGACGAUAACGUUGCAUCCAGUCCAAGUACCGCGAAAGCCACGGGUUUCCCCCGCGGCCUAUCCUAUCGCGACGGACGACAGCGUUAUCGCUGAACUAGUGGCAAACAGCGAUCCCAGCGACAUCUCCGAGCUUUAGACUACAUACGUUCCUUCCAUAUCCCGUCCAUGACCUCCGAAUAUCUACUCUAAUGUAUGUACCUCCAACGCGAGCUUUCUCUUCCCUUCCUACUUCGCUCUGGAAUGUCUAGGACGUUUCUAGUUUCAGUUUACUGCAAUGGAUGUAAUGUUUUCUGAGUACUAGUAGUUUGUAACUUUUAUGUGUUUGGGUUAUCGACCCAAGAAAUGUAAAAAAUGUAAAAUGUUUUUAUUAGAGUAGUUUACUAGAUAGGAUUGAGGAAAUAUUAUCUGCUUAUCAUUAUUUCGUGGGAUUUCUAACCGAUUAUAUAUCGUUUUAUAAAUCGAUACCAAUACGAGAAAGAGAAGUAAUUACUACGAGGAGGCACGAACAAUACCGUAGCUGCCUUGUCCAUUGAGUGAUUUGACGCAGAGUAGAAACGAGUGACGAACGAGUAGAAUUGCGCCAGAACUGAUAUAUCUUCCGUAAUAAAUUAGAAUACAUUAAAGCGUGAGAAGAUACACAGAUAAAAAGUAAACCGAUCAACGCAAUCUGGAACUGAACGGCAACAACUUUUAUUAUAAAUGCCUACUUACCCAGCACGAGCGGAUGCAGAGAACAUUUCAAUGAAGAAAACGAAUUUGUCGAAAGAAACUUGAUAGGAAUUGAAUAUGAUGAAUCCGUCAACCUGAAGCAACGCAAAGAGAUAGUUUUCCGAAAGAUGAAAGCAAGCUGUUGUAUUUGCAAUCUAACGAUAACUCGAGGAGCAACAAAACAUGAACACAUGCGAAUUGAUUGGAAACUCCCCUGUUCCCACCGUUUCGUUACGCGCAAUUAUCGAACCGAAUUGUCAACUCUGAAUUGAUCGGAUGCGUUUCUGGAAAUCGUACGGCUUGUGAAUGUUUGCUUGGAAAUUAAAUCAUCUACUACAUAGGAAACAUAUGCACUGGAUUCAAAAUUGCCAUUAAAAUUUAAUUCAAUCGCUUCUAUCGAUUAAUCUGAAAAUUUCUGGUUCUGCAGUUUCCCUAACCAGUUAAAAAAUCGCCAAUUUGCUAGUUCGCUGACUAAAAAAUUGCCUCAUAUAUUAUCGAGUUAGCGAAAUCAUAUCAACCACUCGCAACGUAAAUCCAGUCGAACAAACGACGAGCUUACUUUUACAAUGAAAAAAUCCUGAAUAUUGUUUAUUUUUGCGUUUUUUUUUCAACGCAAUUAUUAUUUGAGCACAAAUACUUUGGGUGUUUAGAGUCUAACGCAGUCUUUAAAACAAAUGAGAACACAAAGUUCAUUGUAGUCUUCCUUUGAUGGAUCCUAAUGACCACUCCAAAAUCGUGUCCUCCUUUCCCAGCAUUUUUCUCUGUUCCUCCUACGCUGCUGUCCUUGUUCCGUUGAUUGCUUUCUAAUUGGCUCCAUCCGCUGAUAUAUCCGUCCACCCAU
Molecule: messenger RNA, 2730 nt
Organism: Wyeomyia smithii (pitcher-plant mosquito)
Lineage: Eukaryota; Metazoa; Arthropoda; Insecta; Diptera; Culicidae
Gene: EndoB
Product: endophilin-B1
Exons: 6
Coding region: 265-1317 (350 amino acids)
Cellular component (GO): cytoplasm
Molecular function (GO): protein binding
Source: RefSeq, a predicted model, not a curated record